GCGCUUAGUGAACAGACAUGAGAUACCAGUCAGGAAGCAUCUUGUUUUGAAAUUAACCUAGGUGUUUAUUUCAUGAUACUAGAAACAGUCCAAAUAAUUCAAACAGUAGGCCUUGCAAGCAGCAUUACACGAAUACAUUCAUGGUUUCAUUUCGUUUGGUAAUAAAUUGGUACAAAUAAAACUAGGCCGAAUUCUCUGGAUCAAAAUCUAGUUUACUCGGAACUUAAAGAGAUCUAGAUUUGGUUUUAUUUUUCUGGGUAUAGUAAAGAAAUAAUCACAAAUUUAUCGAUAGAUAGAGAAGGACAAUGAAACUAAUACACAAUAAGUAUUGGCUACGUUAGUGUGUUUAAGAUUUUGUUAACAGACUUAAAUAGGUCGCCAUGGGGAGUCACUAAACCUGGUUUUACAACAAUCGCCACUGUGGCAAAGGAUUUCAGAAUAACAUCCUAUGUCUAACGUAAAUCUAUCCCCCAACGAGGUGCUUCACCAGCCUUGUAAUGACUACGAUGCAGACAGUAAUUUUUCUAAAUGUAUUACUGAAUUGCAGUUUUUGAACUCACACCUGUUAAAUCCUACAUUCGUAGUAAAUGUACCUACCAAUGAAGACGGCAAGCCAUUGGGCAGCCUGUGUAGUUUAAACCUGCCUGUUCUAAGUAGGCUGAGGUCAAAAGAUGCUGACCAAGUGGACUUCGCUGGUGCAAGGGAUGUAGCAGUGGCCGGAGAAACGGACGCUAAAGAGGGCUUAGCGCUAACAUGUCUGCCAUCUAUGGCAUGCCGAUCUUACAUAGAUGAAUACAAAACGUCGAAAUAUUUAGAUACGGGGCGGAUGAAAGAUACCGGAGCUUUAGCUGAUAGGUCUGCGCAUCCAUUGCAAAAGAAGUCGUUUCCGCCUGUGACGUGGCUACAGUACGAGACACCGCCAUGGCAAAAGAAUGUUAAAGCUCCACCAGCUACCAAGAAAAAAAUGAAGCGAGUCAUGUGGAAGCCAUCCAAGGCGACGCUGAUCUUUAGUGAGCAAUGCUGCGCCAACUUCCCAGAGCGACAUUUUGGUAGAGAUGCUUGCUUGGAGGAGGACGAAUCGAGUUUCCCGACUGAGCACAAGCUGGCAACGAGUGAGGAUCUUAGGAGGGCAAUGAAGUUUGUCAAGACAAGGGAGCAAAUGUAUGACCAAAACAGGACAAGAAAAAAUAUCUCCUUUUUAACAAUGUCAAGAGAGAUGUUUUCUAAAACACACAAUAGCUUAUCUCUGAAAUCACGCAUGGAACUGCAGCUCAAAUACCGCCAAAUCAUGUCCCGUUUGAAACGCCAGGAAUAUCUUCAGUGGGAGUGUGAGGCAAUGGCAAGGUCAGGUCACACUGACAAAGACCAGCUUCAGCAACCAUUUGAAAAUACCAGCGGACGUUUCAUGCCAUUCCAAAGCUCACGUGACCUCGGCAGACCUGGUAGGUUCAAAAGUAAAGUCUGCAGAUACAAGAACUCUCCAGGCAGAGCGAGAGUUGCGCUAGUUCAUCCCACUGAGUCACGCCAUACCACUUUGAUACACAGAACCGAAGCCACCAAAAAAUUGAGUGCCUGCAGUCUGUCCAAACAGCUCAGUCCGACACCCACCGUCAGACUGAUCAAGUGUAACCAGUUUAACCAGCUCAGUCCGGUGUCCAGCAACACACUGAUCAAGUGUAACCAGUUCAUCCAGGCCAGCCCGGUAUCCAGCAACAGGCUGGUCACGUGUAACGAGUCCAUCCAGGCCAGUCCGUUACCCGUGACGCCAAACAUAGUCCAGGCUCAAAGGUCGCCACAGUACGAGCUGGGCGACGUAGAUAUUGUUCCGCCUGAAUGUCCGGGCGAAGCCGGUCAGCAUGGGGACGGGCCGUCCACGAUUACUUCCGAUGACCCUUGCCAGUCAGUGACUACUGAGGCCUUGAUGAGGAAAAAGGCGCAGAACUCAUGUGUCACGUCUAACCCGCCAGGCGAUACUGAGGUCGACUCUACAAAACACCCCGAGAGAUGUUCCUGUCGAUCUUGUGUGAAGACGGCUGAGUGGAUCAAUAGUAUAGUCGUACCAAGCCUUAAGUCUCUGGACUUAACUUCUGACGGCGGCGUCUCCUCGAGGGUCAUGUUCUCUCUCCCUUACACUCUUGACGGCGGCGACUCUGUCACGGGAGAAGAGUGCCAGGAAGAAAUCCACGAUGCCACCUCGGACAUGGUCAAAAUAUCUGAAUAUUCCUCCCUGGCGCAAGACUAGAGCUAAGGGAGAUAAUUUCAUUACAAAUGUUGUUGACAGAGUUGCCUUCCUUUGGAUAAUGACCAUGCAUCCAUUAAGAAUACAUUCUCAUGUAUUUGCUAUGAGAAAGAUUUUUUAUUUGAAAUUAUACCAUUUUUAGACUCUUAUCUCCAAAGGAUUACACAUUUUUUUUUGUUAACGAUACUGUUAUAAAGCUGUCAUGAAGAUUAUAUAGACUAUAAAUCUAUGCUUUCUCGAUAAUAAAGGUGAAUGUAACACAAAA
Biomphalaria glabrata is the source of this 2504-nucleotide messenger RNA. RefSeq lists its product as uncharacterized. The transcript has 5 exons. NCBI's taxonomy places the organism in Eukaryota, Metazoa, Mollusca, Gastropoda, Planorbidae. Bases 449 to 2242 code for a protein of 597 amino acids. The record is from RefSeq and is a predicted model, not a curated record.